Molecule: messenger RNA, 2496 nt
Organism: Trichoplax adhaerens
Lineage: Eukaryota; Metazoa; Placozoa; Uniplacotomia; Trichoplacea; Trichoplacidae
Exons: 24
Coding region: 1-2496 (831 amino acids)
Biological process (GO): proton transmembrane transport; vacuolar acidification
Cellular component (GO): plasma membrane; vacuolar proton-transporting V-type ATPase complex; vacuolar proton-transporting V-type ATPase, V0 domain
Molecular function (GO): ATPase binding; proton-transporting ATPase activity, rotational mechanism
Source: RefSeq, a predicted model, not a curated record
AUGCCGUCAGCUUCCGUUUCCAUUUUUCGCUCGGAAGAAAUGACAUUAGCGCAACUCUAUCUGCAAGCAGAUGCCGCUUAUAACUGUGUUAGCGCAUUAGGUGAAUUGGGAGCCGUCCAUUUUCGCGAUUUAAAUCCAGAUAUCAAUGCUUUCCAACGCAAAUUUGUAUCAGAAGUGCGACGAUGUGAAGAUGUCGAGCGGCAAAUUAGAUUCCUUAUGAAGGAAAUGCAGAAAGCAAACGUAGUCCCUGAUAAAUGUACUGAAAUUCCAUCGGCUCCGCUGCCACAAGAAUUGUUCCAGAUGCAGACGCAAUUUAUGAAAUACGAAACUGAUCUCAAGCAAAUCAAUAACAACUACGAAACUCUAGCAAGACAUGAACUUGAAUUGCAAGAAUUAGACGUUGUUCUUUGUAUGGCACAGACCUUUUUUAACGAUGUAAGAAUAACUCCACAAUCUGUAGCGAUGGCCGAAAUCGUAGAAGAAGCAGUUGACGACUUAGACGAAGGAACUGCAUUGAUAAAUAUUCACUUCAUAUGUGGUACCAUUCGGAAUGAUCACAAGUUCGCAUUUGAAAAGCUUCUGUGGCGAGUUUGCUUAGCGAACGCUUUCGUUCGAAUAUCAGAACAAGACUACUUAGUUGAGGAUCCAAAAUCAGGUGAAUCGAUUUGGAAAUCUACCUUUAUCAUAUUUUUUCAAGGCGACCGCUUAAGAAAACGAAUAGAAAAGAUCUGUGAUGGAAUGACCGCUACAUUAUAUCCUUGUCCUGAUGAUGCUAACAAACGACAAGUUAUGAUUCAAGGCCUGGCUACUAGACUAGAAGAUGUACGACAAGUCCUAAAACAAUCCAAGGAUCAUCAGGUUAAUCUCUUAACUGAAAUCUCUCACUCUGUCGAAGAAUGGUUCAUAAAGAUUAGAAAAAUGAAGGCAAUAUUCCAUACCCUGAAUUUGUUCAACGUGGAUGUUACACAGAAAUGUCUUAUUGCAGAAUGUUGGUGUCCAGUUUUUCAACUAGCUGACAUUCAAAAUGCUUUACAAAGAGGAUCCGAGAGGAGUCAGUCAAGUGUGCCUUCAAUAUUGCAUCGCAUCAGAACCGAGGAGAGUCCUCCAACCUAUCACAGAACAAAUAAAUUCACUACUGCUUUUCAAAGUAUCGUUGACGCUUAUGGCGUUGCUGACUAUCAGGAAGUAAAUCCAGCUUUAUAUACAGUAAUUACUUUUCCAUUUCUUUUCGCCGUAAUGUUUGGGGAUUGCGGCCAUGGCCUCUUAAUGUUUCUAUUUGCUGUUUGGCUUAUCUAUCGCGAGAAAAAAUUUAUGAAGGAAUCGAAUGGAGAGAUGUUUGAUACUAUUUUUAAUGGACGGUACGUGAUCUUGUUAAUGGGCGCUUUUGCAAUUUACACUGGAUUAAUAUAUAAUGACGUUAUGUCCAAAUCCUUGAACAUAUUUGGCACUGGCUGGAUUUUCCCGAAGGACUUGUAUUCGGCUGAGGUUAUCAAUAAUACUAAACAAAUUGCAAUGCCUCCCGAUAAAACAUUUUCCGGAAGUCCUUACCCAUUUGGAGUUGAUCCUAUUUGGCAGCUGGCACUUAAUAAGUUGACAUUCUUAAACUCGUUUAAGAUGAAGUUAUCGGUGAUUUUAGGCAUUACUCAUAUGCUGUUUGGUGUUAUCCUUAGCCUGUUUAACCACGUAUACUUUAAGAAUCGUGUCAACAUUGUAAUGGUAUUCAUACCUGAGGUGAUAUUUCUGCUAUCCAUAUUUGGUUACUUGGUGAUAAUGAUCUUUUACAAAUGGUGUAUUGUUACCACUUUCUCUGAAAGGAAACCAAGCUUAUUAAUUACACUCAUAAACAUGGUAUUAAGUAUUGGAACCGUGAAAAAAGAUCAGCAACUGUAUACGGGGCAGGCUGGCGUACAAGUAUUUUUAGUUGUUUUGGCCGUUAUAUGCGUACCAUGGAUGUUGCUUGGUAAACCCCUAUAUCUUUACUAUCGUCACAAGCAUGUCUAUAAGCGCUCAGGGAAUUAUUCUUUAAUCAAUGACAACACUGCAAUAAACGACGAUGAUCCUCUAUUAGAUGAACAACCCUCCGAAGAAGCAGCUGAACCGAUUGGUAACGAAUUUGAAUUUGGUGAAAUUUUUAUAAACAAUGCCAUCCAUACUAUUGAGUACGUGCUGGGAUGCAUAUCGAAUACUGCGUCAUAUUUACGAUUGUGGGCUUUAAGUUUAGCUCAUGCAGAGUUAUCUGAAGUAUUGUGGAACAUGGAAAUUAGCAAAAUUAUUAAUUUAAAGAUAGGACAUGCAGGAGCCUUUGUUUUGUUUGGCGCAUUUGCUGGAUGGGCAGGCAGUACAGUAGCAAUCCUAUUGGUAAUGGAAGGCUUAUCUGCUUUUUUGCAUGCCUUACGAUUGCACUGGGUCGAGUUUCAGAAUAAGUUUUACUCCGGGAUGGGAUAUUUAUUCCAACCGUUUACUCUUGAUGUCGAAGAGUGGGAAGACGAAAACUGA